AUGACGCUCUGGAUGCCGUGCGUCGUCGUCAGUGGGCAACGGAACCAGGCGAUGCGUCCGCCGACGGUGAAUUGGUUACAUCCGCCAAAGGGACACACCAAGGGUGGGACGACGCUCGGGAUUUAUGGGAGCGGUUUCGCGAACUCGCCGAGACUGAAGGUUCGGUUCGCGUCCGUGUCAGAGAUAACCGAGGUUCAGGCGACGUGGGUGUCCAAAUCGAUGAUCACGGUGGUGACGCCCGAACGCGCGGCGGCGGGUAUAGCCGGGAUCACGGUGUCCAACGACGGUGAGACGUACAGCGCCAUGCCAAACGUGUACAUCAAGGGGUCUGGGACGUACGAGGCGUACGAGUUCGACGACUCAAAGCCAGGAUAUUACGGGGGCGCGGAUAACGCGAAUAAUUAUCGCGAGAUAUGGGUGGCGAGUAACACGAGUGGACCGUAUAUCGGUGGAACACGAGUGAGACUCGACGCGGUAGGAUUAGAUUUAGGAGGGAACACGCUCGGAGCGAGCGACGUGUACAGAGGACCGACGGACGCGUCCACGCAUUUCCCCACUUCCCGAAAGGUGUACGGAACUUUCUAUCCAGGGUCUAAAUUGACGGUUUCUGUGAAGUGCGACAUCGACUUGAAUGGAGAUGGCUCAAUCGCGUCGUCCGGGGAGUCUUUCACGAAGAUGGUCACGCCCACGUGGCUUAGUUACAUCGCUCUCGAGUUCGAGACGCCGAACAUGGACGUUCCCGUGGGCGUCGACGGGAGCACACCGCAUGUGCCCGACACGACGUGCAAGAUAUACGUUUCCAACGAUGGGACAAAUUAUGACAGCACGUACGCGAGCUUCACGUACUCGGAUCCCUUGCCGACGGUGUCAAGUAUUUACACGACGCAGUCCUCGGUGUGGGGCGCGCGAGGUCCGUUCGAUGGAAAUACCGAGGUAAUCGUCAAAGGUACCAAUUUCCUCCCGAGUAAAUAUCUCAAGUGCAAGUUCGGCGGGAUACCGGAGAAUGGAAAAUCACUGUGGGAUAGCGAUGAUGUGUCACACGUCGUCGGUGUACCGGGCGGACGCGUUCGCUGGGUGUCAACGACAGAGAUUCGUUGCAUCACGCCCGAAUUCGGCCCGGCUUCGAGGUUGGAUCAAUACCCCGGCGGGAGCAUUCCUUUGAGUGGUGACCCGGCGGCGAUUGGAGGGUAUACGAAGCAAGGGAAGGGAGAGACGGAGCUCGAUCCGGAGCAAGCGCAUGGCUCCUGGGUAAACGGCGUGUUCAACAUCACGGGCGCUCCCUACGAAGUAGUUGCUGUUGAGGGAGUUCCGGGGGCGAACCCGGAGGGAACACGACAUGUACCUGACAGUCCCGAGGAUCGAGGCUCGCUUCUCCCGGCGCUCGGAAAGGCGGGCUCGGACGGUUCGAUCAAACCUGCGCACCAAGAUUUGGUGCAGGUGAGCAACAAUUACAACAAAUGCGGCCCCGUCAGCUGUAACGAAGUGAGCGGGACGCCCACGCACGUGGGGUAUCGCGAUAAUCAGGCGAGUGCGUCGGCCCGUGGAUAUUGGAUGUGGAGCAGAGAUACGGGCGAUCCAGCCGAUUGUCAGGUGUCAGUUAACCCGCCUCGAAACGUCGACGGUACCUUGGCGGGACACAACCUCGACAAGGGCUCUGGGUGGUUCAUGAACGGCGGAUUGAACUACUACGUUGGCACACAGAGCAACCCAGACUUGGGACACCCGUCUAAGAGUUGUCUAUACUUCUUAUUCGGGGAUAUUUACGUAUCUCCGUCGGGAAGCGAUGAGACCGGGCACGGAACUGCGUCCCGGCCGUACGCAACUAUUCAGAAAUGCAUCAACUCAGCCCUCACUGGAGCACGCGAUUACCACGUCAACGCGGAUGGCGAAAAUGCGCCGAGUAUUCCCGCACGGAUUGCGGUGAGUGUCAAGAAAUACAGCGCGUCUCGCGUCGCUCGAGAUUUCGGAAACAGAGGCUACGGUUACACUGUCAAUCGAGACCGCUGCAUUCUGAAGGACGGAACGUACUGGGGUCCUGGGAAUCGAGAUCUUCGUUCCCACGGGCGCGUCAUCCAACUCUGGGCGGAGAAUGACGGCAAAGCCGUGAUUGAUUGCGAAGGCCAAUCCAUCGGAAAGAGCGUUCACGGAGCGAAGAUGGAUGGUUCGCGAACAACCGCGCUCGGCUCGAUCGCCACUCAAGGCGUCACGCUCGCGCGUUGCGGAUUCAAAGUGCCGUACGCUGCGGAUCACAAGACGCACUAUCCUGGUCGACCUAGUAAGUGA
This is a messenger RNA of Ostreococcus tauri, 2283 nucleotides long. RefSeq names its product Immunoglobulin-like fold. Lineage: Eukaryota; Viridiplantae; Chlorophyta; Mamiellophyceae; Mamiellales; Bathycoccaceae. Bases 1 to 2283 code for a protein of 760 amino acids. The transcript has 2 exons. The record is from RefSeq and is a predicted model, not a curated record.